Zychaea mexicana is the source of this 276-nucleotide messenger RNA. RefSeq lists its product as uncharacterized. The coding region runs from base 1 to 276 and encodes 91 amino acids. The transcript is spliced from 2 exons. The record is from RefSeq and is a predicted model, not a curated record. Lineage: Eukaryota; Fungi; Mucoromycota; Mucoromycetes; Mucorales; Lichtheimiaceae.
AUGGUCAAAUAUUCAAACUUGAUGAGUGCAGACUUGCUUCAAGAGAAGCUGGGUGAUUAUCUUAUCCGGUCUCGUCAGUUUGGCAAAGAUGUACAGAGCCUUCAAGCGCAAACCAAGGGUGUGAUUGAUAAUCUGAUCACGUACAACACCUUUACCUUACGAAAACUGACAGAUGCCGAAUCACGAAAGUCAAGUAGACAGGAAUUGCGUGUGGUGUAUGAAAGCGCCAUGGCUCUCGUGGGUAAAUAUUUCCAAAGUGAUCUGAUGAAUAAGUGA